Selaginella moellendorffii is the source of this 947-nucleotide messenger RNA. RefSeq names its product proteasome assembly chaperone 2. Gene Ontology annotation, cellular component: cytosol; nucleus. The transcript has 6 exons. The record is from RefSeq and is a predicted model, not a curated record. Gene Ontology annotation, biological process: proteasome assembly. NCBI's taxonomy places the organism in Eukaryota, Viridiplantae, Streptophyta, Lycopodiopsida, Selaginellales, Selaginellaceae. Bases 27 to 878 code for a protein of 283 amino acids.
CUGCAACUUUAGGGUUCUUCGUCCAUAUGGAGUUUUGUGGCGACAGGGCUCGGCUGCGACGCAAGGCGCUCGUACUGCCGGCGCUCUCGAUUGGAAAUGCGGGCCAGCUCGCCGUGGAUCUCUUGAUUUCGACGUAUGGAAUGCCCAGGGUCGGAUUCUUGGAUGAUCCUCAUGUGUUGCCGUGCGUGGGAAAUGAUCCAUUUGGUCCCGAGCCUCGGGGCGAAUUAGCAGUCGCAAUGGAAUUGUACGUGGAUUCUGCUAGUGAUAUCACAGUCUUGCAACAGCGAUCGCCUCUUGUCAAGGGCUCCACGCUUAAGUUUGCCGAGAAUCUGGCCGACUGGGCGAAGAGUGAGGGAUUUGAAAACGUCGUCGUGCUAUCCGGCUUGGACUCGGGAAAGAGACACCUUCUCCACAACGCUGGGCCUCAAGUUUACUAUCAAACCAGCGCCAGCGAAGAUGGCAAAGACGAGCUGUGCGAGAGACUAGGCUGGCUGGACGUGAAACAAUCCGGUCAGCACACCGAGCCCUUCGAGUUUUCUGUGCUGAGAGAUGCGAUGGAUGGUAGAGUCGGAGAGCAUGACCAAGACUACCUCUCGCGGCUGCCGGUUACUGCUCUGUUCACGUCCUUCAAGAAAAGAGGCUUGAAAGUUCUGUCAGUGCUGUGCUACUGUGCCGAAGGAGAUAACAUCCCAGACGCUACCUUCCUCGCGAGCGCUUGCGAUAAAUUCUUCCAUUCUUGCAAUGGUAUGUCCUAUCGUUCUUGGAUCAACCAUGCUAACUACUUACACAUUUACGCAGGCAAGGAAUGCAAGAACUGGAGGAUACCUUUGUCGUGGUCAACAGUUUACGGAGCACCCCCAGAUCUUUCCAUCUAUUGAGCAAGCAAAAUGAUAACAAGGUGUUUUUUCUCAAACCGGAUGGAAUCUAUAUCCUUCUUUUCUUUUCUU